AUGUCGAAUCUUGCAAAGCUUGAAUUUAUGGCUUUAGACAUCACUGAAAAAAAUUAUUUGUCAUGGGCUUUGGAUGCUGAAAUCCAUCUAAACGCCAAUAAGCUUGGGCACACAAUUAAAGAAGGAAAUAAAACAAGUACCCAAGAUAAAACAAAGGCAAUGAUUUUCUUACGCCACCAUAUUCAUGAGUCAUUGAAAAAUGAAUAUCUCACUAUCAAAGAUCCACUCGUCCUAUGGACCAAUUUAAAAGAAAGGUAUGACCAUCAGAAAAAAGUAAUAUUACCAAGAGCUCGUUAUGAAUGGAUUAAUUUAAGGUUGCAAGACUUUAAGUCUAUAAGUGAGUAUAACUCAGCAAUGUUUAGAAUCACGUCACAAUUGAUCCUAUGUGGUGAAAAUAUUACUGAUAAGGAGAUGUUGGAAAAAACAUUCUCCACCUUUCACGCCUCAAACAUUGUCUUGCAACAACAAUAUCGUGAAAGGGGCUUCACCAAAUACAGUGACUUAAUAUCUUAUUUGCUUGUGGCUGAGCAAAAUAAUGAGCUACUAAUGAAAAACCAUGAAACUUGUCCGGUUGGUACAACCCCAUUCCCAGAAGUGAAUGUGGCAACAUAUAAUGACCAAAGUGGAAGACACGAUCGUGGUCGUGGCUAUCAACGUGGGCGUGGUCAUGGUCGUAGUCGUGGUCGUGGUCAUGGACGUGGUCGUGGACGUGCAUAUGGUCAGGGGAAUUAUCAUGGUGUUCAAUUCAAAAAUAAAAGAACCCACCAGAAGGAAGUUGCAUGA
Helianthus annuus (common sunflower) is the source of this 783-nucleotide messenger RNA. RefSeq lists its product as uncharacterized. The transcript has a single exon. The coding region runs from base 1 to 783 and encodes 260 amino acids. The record is from RefSeq and is a predicted model, not a curated record. NCBI's taxonomy places the organism in Eukaryota, Viridiplantae, Streptophyta, Magnoliopsida, Asterales, Asteraceae.